Owenia fusiformis is the source of this 630-nucleotide messenger RNA. The record is from the annotation of a GenBank genome assembly. Lineage: Eukaryota; Metazoa; Annelida; Polychaeta; Sabellida; Oweniidae.
CGAAACUACCAAAAUUGGAGUUUGUCCACUGUGCAAUUUCACAUAUGUAUCAUUCAUGCACUUUUCCAGUCAUCUUACAUUUGCACAUGAAUCGAUUGAAAAUUUCCUUCGUAACAUAGGUUGUAGCAUUUGUUCAUUCUCAGUUCCCUCAGAAAUUGAUCGGGAAAAGCGUGAAUGUUUAUUUAAACAUCACAUGGCAAGUCAUCAAUGUACAAAUGAUACCUCAGUGACUGGAACACCUAAGAGUGUUGCCUGUUCGACUGAACUGAACGAAGCAACGAAAACCCCUGGUGAUGCAUUACUUGAAGACAUGCCAUCACAGGAUUCGAUCACAGGGACUGUAGCAAUAAAUACAAUUGGAUUAACAACAGUGAAAAUUCUGGGCUAUAAAUGCCCUAUCUGCUUAUCUCUCUUUCAGAGUGCUAGUGAACAUUUGGACCAUAGCACAACAUGUCAGCUGCAAUUCAAAGCUAUAGUUUCCCUUAACACUGCAUAUGACUUUCUGAGCAGAUGCAGAAUCUGUGGAUUAAAUCUUCACAAUUAUGAAGAUAUGGCUAAACACUAUACGAUUGAGCACACUUGUUUUGCAAGUGAAACCUUAUUCAGGGCUGUGGAUUUAUAUAACAAAGA